Rubroshorea leprosula is the source of this 2830-nucleotide messenger RNA. Lineage: Eukaryota; Viridiplantae; Streptophyta; Magnoliopsida; Malvales; Dipterocarpaceae. The record is from the annotation of a GenBank genome assembly.
CGUCUCUGAUUUUCCCCUUUGACUCCCAAUUCUCUCUUUUAUCUUCUGCUCCCAACUAUCCCAAAAGAGUGAAAGGAGCAGAAGGAAAAUCCUUCCUACCCAUCUCGAAUCCAUCGUUCGGAUCCCACCUGAUCGAUUCUUUUUCACUAUAUACGUAGAUUCUUCCUGGGUUUUUGCUAAAUCGGCCUUUCUGAAGCGUCUUGAUUCGAAAGCUUCUGGCUUUUGUUAAUUUAUCAUCUGCAAACAAUUGAAAAAAGGCUUGCUUUUAUGGGGACAGUAUCUAUUUCGAUGGAUGCUAGGACAACCCAAUGUUUUGACGACGAUCAGGUGUGGCCGCCGGGGUUCCGGUUUCACCCUACUGAUGAGGAACUGGUCCUGUAUUAUCUGAAGCGGAAGAUGUGUAGGAAGAGUCUGAAACUGGAUAUUGUUGGAGAGAUCGAUGUGUACAAGUUUGAACCUGAGGAGUUACCAGGACAAUCAAUUUUAAAGACUGGAGACAGGCAAUGGUUCUUCUUCAGCUCAAGAGAUAGGAAAUACCCUAAUAGGGGAAGGUCUAAUAGGGCAACCCAGAAUGGAUAUUGGAAAUCAACUGGAAAGGAUCGUUCUAUUACUUGUAAUUCUCGUACAGUUGGACUGAAGAAAACUUUAGUUUUCUAUAGAGGGCGUGCACCUAAGGCGGGGCGGACUGACUGGGUGAUGCAUGAGUACACCCUAGAUGAGGAAGAACUCAAAAGAUGCAAGAAUGUAAAGGACUAUUAUGCUCUUUAUAAGCUGUAUAAAAAAAGUGGUCUAGGCCCUAAAAAUGGUGAGCAGUAUGGGGCACUAUUUAGAGAGGAAGACUGGGCAGAUGAUGAAGGUACAAGUAUACCUGUUCCAGUUGAUACAGAGACCGCUGUGAAGCAACCUGUUGAGGUCGCUUCUGAAAAUAAUGAGAUAGCUAAAUUUCAAGUUGAGCCUCCAUUGAUCGAUGUUCAGGAGUUCAUACCAGAUAGAGCACCUGUGGCUGCACUUCCUGAGCCACAAGCUGGUGAUAAUCAUUACACAAGGCCUCAGGUUUUUGGUGAAGAGGAAAACCAGAGUGCUUUGCUGGACUCAACGUCAAGGGAAGUUGUCCUCUCUGAGCAAAUGAGAGUUGUUCCCCCAAGUUAUCAGCUAAAUGAUGAACAUUUGAGCUUUGAUUUCACCCAGACAGCUACCUGUACAUUGCAAUCUAAUGAUUCACUUGAUGUCACAUCUGCCUCCAACCACUUUGAAUGUGCACCUCGGAUAUGUGAAGAAGGCUUCUUGGAGAUUAAUGAUCUUGUUUUUCCUGAAGAAACAGUCCCUACUGUUAAGAAUCCUAUUGAGGACAGGCGGUAUGAUGACUUGGACAUUUUCCAUGAUACAGCUAUGUUUCUUCAGGAUUUGGGGCCUAUUGAUGAGGGAAAUGCUUUACAUCCUUACCUGAAUGCCUUUGGGGAUAAUUUUAUAAAUCAGGAGUACCAGUCACAAGCUGAUUCAAAUCUAAACCAGGUGGAUCAGCAUUUGCAACCCCAGUCAACCAUAUACCAUGCAGGUGACCAGUUGCAGUUCCAGGCGGUUGGAAACCAGAUGGAUUACCUGGCACAUAACAUUCCAGUUGGUCUGCACCAGAUAAAUAGCCAGCUGUGGACGCAUGAUCAGAGAAGUGAUGUCUUCAAUCCAGUGUCAUCAAAUCUGGAGACUCUCAGUACACCAACUUCAGGUCUGGAAUGUGAUGUAAAUCAAGACCAAGGUCACAAAGAAGAUGCUCCAGCAAGCCCAUUUUCUUCUGCUUUGUGGUCCUUUGUGGAGUCAAUACCUACUACUCCUGCAUCUGCAGCAGAGAGUCCUUUUGUUAAUCGGGCUUUUGAGCGAAUGUCCAGCUUCGGUAGAGUGAGACUUAAUCCCAGAAACAGAAAUGUUUCUGCAGGUAAUGUCUCUGAAACUGGUAGAGGAAUAGGUGGAAAGAGGGGGUUCUUUCUCCUAUCAAUGUUAGGUGCUUUAUGUGCUAUCUUGUGGGUGUUGAUUGGAAUGGUGAGAAGUUUUUCUUCAUCUUCUGCUGGAAGAUCACUGGAAUUAACUAAGUAGGUCGGCACAUUUGGAUAAUAAUGAAUUUCAAUAUUUAUGUGAAUUUUGAAUGUAAAUUUUGAAAGCAGGUUUCCUUAGUUUCACAGUAAGUUUUUUUGAAACGAAUAGUUUCACAGUAAGUUUUAUUUUGCCACAGAUGUACUUCAUCAUUCAUGCCAACAUAAGUUCUUAUGAAAUCUAACUUCUCUUUGAUUUGGCAUUAUAAUCAUCUCCAUUGUUGGAUGCUUCUGCCUUCUUCAGAUAUAUACUAGAAGGUGAUGUUCUUGUGAUUUUGUUGGAGUUGCUGUGUGAUUUUACAUCAAUUGUUGGGAACAAUCAUUUUUGUCCCAGCCCCAGUUGUCUGCUAACCUUCUCUCUCCGAUUUGUCAUUGUAAUCAGCUCCAUCAUAAGAUGCUUGCUUUCUCGGAUAUACUAAAUGAUGAUGAUACCUUUUUGGUUAUAUUGGCAAUGUUGGAAUAACUAUUUCAUUUUUCCAUCCUAGUUGUGUUUGCAUGAGGGCUAACUGUUUAUCAUUACUGACCCGUUUGGUAGCUGUUAUGCAUAAGGACGAAAGAAUGAGACCCUGAUCCUUUGGCAAAUAUGGUGCCUCAUUCUGUUUUGUUCUUUUUUAUGCUGUUCCUACUUUUUGCAUUUGCUUGCUGGUGUUGCCAAAUGCAGGCAGGUUUUCGGUUGUAUUUAUAUUUUAUGGUGGGUUUGGGGUUGUGUUAACUUCUUUUAGAUGGUAUAAAUUUCCCCCUUUUAC